CAGAGCAUCCUCAAGUGUUAUUAUUGCUGUCACGCUUCUUUACUGAAAGGCCUUAGAGUUAUAUUAUUAUGGGACCGGAUAAUCAUUGGCUGAGAUGAAAUUAUGGAAGACUGACAGCGCUGGAGUUUAAAAUUGAACUUAGUGUAUACAGAAGAUGUGACAGAAGGAGGUGCACACAUCCAAAACACGAUGGCUGCUCCCACAGUUAUCCCUAGGAGACAGUCUAAGUCUACAAAUGACACAGCUGCUAACUUACAUCCCAUAGGUGUAAAUGCAUGUGGGUAUAUGUCUAUUUUCUUAAACGGAGGAAACAGAGUGAAAACAGAUCUAAUGCAUGCACAGAGAGAAGUUGAUUUGGUGAAUCGCUGUUUUGCUGAUGUGGAGCGUUUCAUGGCGCAUCUGCAGGAGACAGCUGAGGCUAAGCACAUUCUAGAGCAACAGAGCAUUAAGAAGAAUAGCAAAAAGAAUAAGAAGAAAAGCAAGAAGAAGAAACAGCAGGAUGAAAGCCCUCUCACACAAAGCGGGACCCCGCCAUCAGAACAAGAAUUUGUGGAUAUUUUUCAGAAGAUUAAAUAUUCUGUCUGUCUACUGGAUCGGCUGAAGAUGAAAAUCUCAGAACCAACCGCAGAAGAACUCUUGCACCAUGUCUUCAUCCCUUUGCAAUUGAUGGUAAAGACCACAGGUGGUCCUGAGUUGGCAGCAACAGUCUCCAGCCCCGCUAUGACCAGUGGAGCAAUCUCUCUACUACAGCAGAACCUCAGUGAACAAGAGAAACAACUGUGGAAUUCACUCGGGUCAAACUGGACCGUGUCAUCCCCUCAACUCGGCAAGACAUACACACCUGUCUUUCUGGAUGGUUGGCAGCCAAUGACCAUAGACGCAUACGGACAACCCAUUGAGGACCCCAUAGAGUCCCAGCACAAAUAUGAAGCCCUAAUGCAGCAGGCACGUCUAUCUGGAUACCAGGAACAUGACGGGAUGGAAGACUCCUUGCCUCUUCAUGAAGAAAGGCUGUACUCUUGCAGUUACGACUUUGUGGCACGAAACAGUAGUGAACUCUCAGUUUUACAUGGAGAAACUCUGGAGGUGUUAGAGUCAUCAAAGCGAUGGUGGAAAUGUAGGAAUGAAUACGGCCAGAUUGGUUUUGUUCCACAUAAUCUCCUCGAGCCAAUCAAUCACGCAGAAGUUGACUCCACCAACGUAGUAAUGCGCAAGCAUUCCAUGAAAGCUCCUAUUCCUCCCCCGGGGGGAGGGAGGGUCUCCUGUUAUCUGCCCAGUUCAACUGCCAAAAAUGCAUUCCACUCUGAUCCACGCCCCCAAAGUAUGCCACCAAUCGGAGACAACAGAGAUAAAGCAAUGUUGAUGAAUGGUGAGCUCUUGCAGCGAUUGGCUAAUGGUAAAUCAGCAUCAGCACGUCCAGUGGUAAUUAACAAAGCAAAUGAGACCACCUCACCGCUGUACUACCACUCCUCUCAAGCUGAGGUUCAGGGGUGGCUCAGGGCCAAAGGCUUCAAUGAUUCCACUGUACAGAGUCUGGGUGUCCUAACGGGAGCUCAGCUCUUCUCUCUGAAUAAGGAGGAGCUGCGUGCCGUUUGUCCAGAAGAGGGAACCAGAGUAUACAGCCAGAUCAUGGUGCAGAAAUCACUGCUGGAGGAUGAGAGGAAGGCCACUGAGCUGGAGGCCAUAAUGAAGAAACAGAAGAUGAAGGUUGAUCUGAAAGCAGAGGGUGGAGAAUUUUAAUGGAUAUCACUUUCAUUCACACAUUCAGACAAGCAUUUCUGCUAAUGCUUUUACAGACAUGUGUGGCAUGAAUUAAGAUCUUUUUAACCAUAAUGAUAUUGGUUUAGUCAUUGAAAAUGGAUCUAUUUCAUCAUUACCAUUCACCAUAUAGAAAUCAAACAUGUGUAUGCCUUUAUGUAUUGUAUUUCAACUAUAAAUAAAAUUGAUGAAAAAUACUGACAUAUUACAUAUUACACAAAACCAUCUUUUUUUAUUUUUUAUACACAUGAUACAACCUGAGCACACUGGUUACUAAAUACCAUAAUGCAACUGUACACAGCUUGACCUUUACAUUGUUCAUUUAAUGAAAUUAAAGUGUUUUUAACAUCUACUUUUUAAUGUAUUGUUUGAUUACACUACAAGUUCAGAAAAAAUAUAUAUUACAAAUUAAAAUGGUAAUUGGAAAUAAAAUGUAGUGAGGCCAUGUGGCACAUGUAGCAGCAUAUCACACUUUAAAAAUAAAA
Messenger RNA from Carassius gibelio (silver crucian carp), 2243 nucleotides. Its product is annotated as epidermal growth factor receptor kinase substrate 8-like protein 1. The record is from RefSeq and is a predicted model, not a curated record. NCBI's taxonomy places the organism in Eukaryota, Metazoa, Chordata, Actinopteri, Cypriniformes, Cyprinidae. Gene Ontology annotation, molecular function: actin binding. The transcript has 16 exons. The coding region runs from base 190 to 1740 and encodes 516 amino acids. Gene Ontology annotation, cellular component: ruffle membrane; vesicle; plasma membrane. Gene Ontology annotation, biological process: regulation of Rho protein signal transduction; positive regulation of ruffle assembly; Rho protein signal transduction.